AUGACUCAAACUUGGAACUCUAUUCUAGUCGCACUGGUUGCUUUAUUUGCUGGCUUGUUUGCUUUCUACCGCAACUGGUUUGACAGUUUGCUAGCUCCAAACAAUGAAGGCUUCGAAUUUACUGUGGGUGGAAGACGAUUGAUCUCCCCACCGACCGUGACCGACCCUGCCCGAGAUAUAAAGUAUCUGGGCAGCUAUUCUCUGGGAGUUGAGCAUUAUCAAAACAUCUUUUAUGCAGAGGCACCAUGGGGCAAACACCGCUUCGCACCGCCCAUUCCGUUCCAGUAUGCAAGGGGAUCGGUCGUUGAUGCCACUCGCCCUGGAGCCUGGUGCCCGCAAGGGAUGGGAGAUGUACUUCCUUUUACAAGCCGGGUUGUAAACAUUAGUGAAAAUUGCUUGAGCUUGAGGGUUGCUCGACCGACGGCUACCAGAAGUGAUGUGAGGUUACCAGUAAUGGUGUGGAUACAUGGAGGCGGCCAUGCUCUAGGUUCGGCCUCUGAGGUCUUAUACAAUCCAGACGGAUUGAUAAGGCAAUCUGUUGCGGACGGCCAGCCAUUGAUUUACGUCGCCAUCAAUUAUCGUCUUGGCUUUUUUGGCUUUGCAACCAGCAAGACAAUGGCUGAACAUAAGCAGACAAAUGCUGGUCUUCGUGACCAACGGGCAGCUUUGGAGUGGGUCCGUGAUAAUAUUGAAGUUUUUGGUGGAGAUCCACAAAGAGUGACUGUCGUGGGACAAAGCGUGGGCGCCAGCGAUAUUGGCCUACAUUUGACAUCGUUCGAAGGAACAAAAGGAGUUCCGUUUCAACAAGCGAUUAUGAUGUCGGGUGGGCCAGGCUUGAACUUUAACAGCAAGUCAGACUUGGUCGCAAAUAACACUGCAGCCAUCGCGAAAAGAGUUGGGUGUGCGAAAGAGGGCGAGGAUCAAUCUCUAGAGACCCUGGAAUGCUUACGAGAUGUGCCCUUCGAUGUUUUGACGAACCUCUCUGUAACGGCAUCUCGAGAAGCCCGCCCACCGUUUGGUGAGGGCUUUUUCUUCCCGACAGUUGAUAGUGACUUCAUCCGUGACCGGCCUUCUCAGCUCAUGCGUGCUGGUAAAUUCGUGAAAGGGAUUCCGGUGAUCGCAUCCUGGGUGACAAAUGAUGGCGCCUGGUAUGCACCGCCGUCGACUUCCACAGAUCACGAAGUAUUGGACAGCUUUGGCUUGUGGCUGUUUAGCCUUUCCAAUUCUACAAAGGAGAAGCUUCUGCAAAUAUACCCACUCGAAGACUUCAAAUAUCUUGUCCGGAAAGAAUAUGACGGCCCUAUCUCUGCACAGUACUACCGCGCAGCACAGAUGAACAAAGACAUUUGGUUCACCUGCCCGGUGCUUGACUUUGCAUGGCAAUACUUCAAAAAUGGGGGCGUGGAACCAUCGCAGGUUCGGUUAUACGAACAUAACUCCACAAGAUUCACACCUGCGUUCGAGAUGAUGGGCGUCCCAAUGUGGCGUGUUGCGCACCUUAGUGAUAUUCCCUAUGUGUUGAACGUUCAGCAUCUGGAUGGGGGUGUAGACAACUCAGCUGCCGAGCUCGCGCUGGCCAGGACCAUGAGUACGUCCAUCACAAAGUUUGUAAAUAGCGGCAAUCCUCAAGGUCAUAUUAGUGGCGUUGAGACAUGGCCUGCUGCCUUCGUUGAUGUUGCAAAGGAGGACUUGCAAAAUGAUUCUCCGGGAAAGCUUUCCUUGCAGAUCUUUGGUGGCCCCUAUGGGACCAUGCCUGUGACUAUUGCUGAAGGUCCUCAGCAUGAUGCUAAAACUGCUGCUGAGGACGCGGUGCACUGGGAGAAGCUGUUCGAUCGGUGCCGACUCAUCAAUAGCGACAAGAUGAGAGAAGAAGCGGGAGUCUGA
This is a messenger RNA of Aspergillus bombycis, 1884 nucleotides long. RefSeq lists its product as uncharacterized. The transcript is spliced from 6 exons. NCBI's taxonomy places the organism in Eukaryota, Fungi, Ascomycota, Eurotiomycetes, Eurotiales, Aspergillaceae. The coding region runs from base 1 to 1884 and encodes 627 amino acids. The record is from RefSeq and is a predicted model, not a curated record.